AUGGUGAUUGUGAGCCUUUCUUUUACUCCCCUUCCUCAUUCUUCGCUUCCAACUCCCUACAUUCCGUGGAUCUUGUUCUCUGCUGGUAUAUCAGAUGAAGAUUUCCCGCCUCUCGGUCCUCCAACAAAGCCUCUAGAUAAGCAGCCUUUUGAAGGAUUUCGCAUCGCAUCAGGAUCACGAGCCUCCCAUGGGUCGCUCGAUUCGCCCUUCAGGUCUGGUACCCCCGUACUACCACCCGGCCUUCCUUUGCCCCAUGGGCAUCCUGCCGCAUCUUUUGGCCAAGAUUACAGCCCAUCCAACUCGACCACAUCAAGUCCCAAACAAGCAAUUAUUCCACCACGAGCUGGAUUUUCAACUCCCAUCCAGAAAUUUAAAGAUGUCCAUACUUCCGCGCAACCCACACCGGACAGGCAACCUUCACCUAUCAUCCCCUCCAUACCCGCACGGACACGCGCUGCAGCUGAAAUAUCCUCUGGUUCUCCAAAGCCUAAAUCUACAGCACGUAGCCGUCAAGCGAGUGACACUCUAACAGUCAAGGAGAAAACUCAGGAUCUCAACUCUGAAAAAGCUCCGGCAAUUACUAAUAAAAGUGGCAAACAACCUCGUGAGCCUCGCAGCAAGCCCUUGCCAUUGAUGCUGAAGCUAUCAAUGCCAACGCCCCGGGACAAUAUUCCCUCUCGAACCACCACACCCAAUCACAGCGUAUCCUCCAUACCCGCAUUAUCAAACGUUGCCUCGCGCCCCAAUACCCCCUUGACGGGCGUUUCACGGGCGUCUGAUUCUCCUAUUCCUCGGCAAGCACGAGUAUUGCGUGUCGUUGACACAUCGAAAUCCGAAACACAUACUUCAGCUACCGCACCUACACAUUCAGCCGCUUCCAACUCGUCGGCGAAACAGCGAUCUAGGCGACCCAGUGUUUCAUCCACCAGCCUCCCAGGCACGCCAAAUAACGCUGACUCUGAAUACGAUUUUCAUACUUCUGCGUCAUUGUCGAGGGCAGGCUCACCACCGCCAAGUCGCAUUGGUUCCGCACCAGUUCGUACUGUAACAAAAAGUCAAUUGAAAAAGGAACGGAAACUCAAGUCUAAGAACGCAGAAGUUAAAAAGGAUGAAGCAAUCCCGUCUUCGGCUGUCACCGAAGAACCUGUUCAAGCACCGAUUAUCGGCAGGAAACGCAAGGCAAAGAAGGCCCAGACACCUACCACUGAACAACUUUCUACAGCAAAUGAAACAGAUCAAGAGCCCGCCCAAGCGGCCAAAGCAUCGAAAUCCAAGGGGCAGAAUAAACCAGAAAUGUCGACACAGACCAACGGACCAGAUAAAGUUACCAAGGAUUCUGCCACCAAGGAAAAGCCCACCGCUAGUCCGGCUGCAGAGGAUAAGGAAAAUGUCGAACCAUGGAGAUCAAACAAUACGACUCGGCAGCUUAUGGCAGACUCAGAAGCUAGCGGUGUGCCUAUUAAAGAUCUUUUUUUGGAGAGAACAUCACCACUUCCAGUGUUACUUGCGCAACUGCAUCAAUCUGGCGAUCUUGAUCUAAAUACACACCCAGUCUUCAACCCACCGAACCUCAACCAACGGUCUGAUCUGAAGUGCACUGCCGAUGAUUACGACAUUUUGAAAAAACCUAUCGACUUGGCUGAAGAGCAUAGAACCAAGCUACUUCAGGGUGAACCAAUUCACAUUAAUGAGGAUUCCGAUCUACUGAAGUAUCGUUGCCUAGUCACACCAACCGGCUGCGUCCUCCGCCAUCUCUCCGUGGAGGAAGAAAACCGCUAUCUGGAACUCGAGAAGAGCCUCACAGCAGCCUGGGAGUCGCUGCAGGAAUAUCCAGCCUUAACGGUCACCGAGCCCGACAUGACCAACCGCGGUGGAGGCUUGGAUGCUCUCUUUGCAACUCCCGAAAAAUUCAACAUCCGCUGGAUCGACGGCGCACCGGAGAAUGGACUACUAUCCGGCUCUGCGAAAACUUCUGCCAUCUCUUCUAUGCCCUCCCCUCCUCCCUUUACUCCCAACGGUUACUCUGCGGCAUCUGCAGCAGAUGCCAAUGAGCCCGCUCGUGCUGCUGGUGCUGGUGCUGGUGCUGCUGGAGCUACGCCUCGCUCAUCUACCGUACCCAAAUCGACAACUAGUGGAAGUCACCUUGGCGUUGGUCUUGAAGAGCUGAUGAGCAUGUCUGAUGAGGAGCUGCGGAAUAUGAUUGAGGAAGCACAGCGGGAGUUGGAGAGUUCGCGGAAAGAGGUAGAUAUGGUUGACAAAAAGGUUUUGACACUUGUGAAACGGAAUAAGAAGCUGGUGCAGCAGGCUCUGUCUGCGGCGAUGGAGUUUGUGGGGUCAGCGUCUGAUAUUGGCUUGUGA
Messenger RNA from Paracoccidioides lutzii Pb01, 2358 nucleotides. RefSeq lists its product as hypothetical. The coding region runs from base 1 to 2358 and encodes 785 amino acids. Gene Ontology annotation, biological process: cortical microtubule organization. The record is from RefSeq and is a predicted model, not a curated record. The transcript has 3 exons. Gene Ontology annotation, cellular component: cortical microtubule.